AUGACGGGCCGCGUGUGCCGCGGGUGCGGCGGCACCGACAUCGAGUUUGACGCGGCGCGCGGGGACGCCGUGUGCACGGGCUGCGGCUCGGUGCUCGAGGACAACAUCAUCGUGUCCGAGGUGCAGUUCGUGGAGAACAGCGGCGGAGGCUCCUCGGCCGUGGGCCAGUUCGUGUCCCUGGACGGUGCUGGCAAAACCCCGACCCUGGGCAGCAGCUUCCAUGUGAAUCUGGGGAAGGAGUCGAGAGCACAGACCCUGCAGAACGGGAAGAGGCAGAUCCACCACCUGGGGAAUCAGCUGCAACUGAACCAGCAUUGCCUGGACACGGCCUUCAACUUCUUCAAGAUGGCUGUGAGCAAGCACCUGACACGGGGGCGGAAGAUGGCCCACGUGAUUGCCGCCUGCCUCUACCUGGUCUGCCGGACAGAGGGCACACCACACAUGCUCCUGGACCUCAGUGAUCUGCUCCAGGUGAACGUUUACGUGCUGGGGAAGACAUUCCUGCUCCUGGCGAGAGAGCUCUGCAUCAACGCACCAGCAAUAGACCCCUGCCUGUACAUCCCACGCUUCGCCCACCUGCUGGAGUUUGGGGAGAAGAACCAUGAGGUGUCCAUGACGGCCCUGCGGCUGCUGCAGCGCAUGAAGAGGGAUUGGAUGCACACGGGCCGGCGCCCCUCGGGGCUCUGCGGUGCAGCCCUUCUGGUUGCUGCCAGGAUGCAUGACUUCCGGAGAACUGUCAAAGAGGUCAUCAGUGUGGUCAAAGUGUGUGAGUCUACGCUGCGCAAGAGACUCACCGAAUUUGAAGACACCCCGACCAGUCAGCUGACCAUCGACGAGUUCAUGAGGAUUGACUUGGAAGAGGAGUGUGACCCCCCCUCGUACACGGCGGGCCAGAGGAAGCUGCGGAUGAAGCAGCUGGAACAAGUCCUGUCAAAGCAGCUGGAGGAAGUUGAAGGUGAGAUCUGCAGCUACCAGGACGCAAUCGAGAUUGAGCUAGAAAGCAGCCGGCCGAAGGCGAAGGGGGCCCUCGCCACCCUGGCCAAAGACGGCUCCAUUGAGGACACCGUAUCCAGCUUAUUUGGCGAGGAGGAUGCGGAGGACGAGGAGCUGGAGGCUGCUGCCAGCCACCUCAACAAGGACUUUUACCGGGAGCUCCUUGGUGAUGGCCUGCCCAGCAAUUCAGAAUCAGCCGGGGGCACGGAGGAGGGGAGCCGGCCCCCUGCCCUGGAGUCCCUGCUCGGGCCCCUGCCCACAGCGGCCAGCCUGGGCAUCUCAGAGUCCAUCCGAGAGUGUAUCUCCUCCCCGAGCCGGGACCCCAAAGACACCCUGGAGGAUGGUGAACUGGACCUUAGUGGCAUCGAUGACCUCGAAAUUGACAGAUACAUCCUGGACGAGGCGGAGGCCCGCGUGAAGGCUGAGCUAUGGAUGCGUGAGAACGCAGAGUACCUACGGGAACAGAGGGAGAAAGAAGCCAGGAUUGCCAAGGAGAAGGAGCUCGGCAUCUACAGGGAGCACAGGCCAAAGAAGUCCUGCAAGAAGCGGGAGCCAAUCCAGGCCAGCACGGCGGGCGAGGCCAUCGAGAAGAUGCUGGAGCAGAAGAAGAUCUCCAGCAAGAUCAACUACCACGUGCUGCGGGACCUCAACAGCACAGGCGGGGGUGGCCCACCUGGGGAGGAUGAGGGGCUGCCGGGGCCGGCCGGUGCUAGGAAGUUGUCACGGAGGAGGACGCCAGCCAGCCGGAGCACAGCCAACUCUGCCGCCAGCGGGGGGAAGAGGUUGAGGCCUCUGGUGUCUGCCCAGCCAGCCAAGAAGGCGGCCCUCAGAGAGGCCAUGGUCUCCAGCCCCCCGGCCCCUGGUGCUGAGCCUGUGAGGCCGGCAGCCGUUGUGGUGGAGAGCGGGCCAGUGUCUUAUCACCCCGACGAGGAUGUGGACGAGGAUGACGCCGAGGAGGAGGAGGGCGAACCCUGCAUUACGGUUGUGACGGUGACGACGAUGACGGCUAUUGACAUGGGUCCCACACUUGGGCCGGCUGCACUUGGCAGUGGACAUGGCUUCGGUCUGCAGAACAUCCAUGGCUCCCAGGCAGGGUGGGCAAGAGACUCGGUGACAAGAGGCGGCAUCUGCCCUGGCCCACCCAUAGCCAUGUGGCCUUUGUGGUAGUUUCCUGUUGGGAUCAUGUUUUGAGCAAUGUAAGGAGCAUUUCCACCCAGCAGGGAAGCUGGACCAAUGUCUUCCUGUGUCUGGUCACUCUUGCCUGCACACCGGCCUCAGGUCUGCCCUCGGAUCACUGACCAUCACUCUUGGGCCCGAGCAUAGGAGGUCACCAUUGUCCUAGAGUGGAGUGGGGUUGGCCUGUCCCUUAGCCCUGCACCCUGCCCUCGGCCCUGCCACCCCCCAGCCCCGCGCCCUGAUCUCAGUCCCACACAGCAACUGGUGGAGGGUGCUCUGUGCACCUCCACCUCCUGGCCAGGUCCCAAGAAACUGGCACUCAGGGUGCCUAUCAGGCAAGGCAGUGGGUACUUGGUGGACAGCCAGCUAUCUGUGGUGAGCUUGGUGGGGCCAAGUGGUCCCCCAGAUCUGGGAGCCUCGCUGGUCCAGAGCCGUGUGGCCCCAAGGGGAAGCUACAGGGCCUAGGAGGGUGGAUCGCAGGCACCCUUUGCCCCUCACGCUGCAGCCCCUCUCCAGGCCCCUAGCCUUCAAGUGGGGCAACACCCCUGCCACCUCAAGGCCCACUCGCAGCUGUCAGGGCCACAGUGUACAGUCCAGAUAUACGUCUGCCCCAGAAGCCCCAAGGCUGCCCAGCCUCCUGCCACACCUGGGCAGAGUGUGGACUGAGUCCGGUCCAGCACCACUUGCUCUGCGGACUCGGGCUCCGAGGCCAUCAGGAGGUACGCACUGUGGCCCCACUGCCCUGGAGCACAGCCCCCGGGGGGACGCCACACGCAGCUCGUACAACAUCUCAGGUGGCCCCAGAGCCAGAGAGGCAAAGAGCACUGGGCACAUUCUCUGAUCUGGGAUCAGGCCCAGCUUCCGUGAAGGGAGGCCAGGCAGGCACCCCGAGCCUGGUGCGUUGCUCCUGAUGGUUCUCACCCCAAGCUGCCCCUGGGGGCUCAAGGAGUGGGGCAGCACCCACUUGGGGCAGUGUUGGCCUUGGUGGGGGGCUGGCCAUCUUACCCACCACCCUGGCCCUCAGAGGACCGCCCCUCCCAGGGCACUGGACACGAGUGGGGGAGCUGUAUGCAGGCCAUGCUCUUUGCCACCUGGCCGCCGAGUCUGCACCUGUAGCCAGCAGGCCUGGGACUCCUGGGAGGCUCUGGAAAGGACAGUUUUAGUGAGUCAUGGUCAGCUGAGGCUUUGUGGUUCCUGUGAGCCAGGCUGCCCCCAUGGUGUUGGUGGGGGCAGGCUGCCUGGCUUCAUAGUGCCCUGUGAGACAUGUGGUCAGUGCACCUGGGUCUGGUCAGGGUGUAUGGUGAGGGCUCAGAUGCACUCUGCAGACCCUUCCCUAGCCCUGUUGGCAGCCUUUCCCAUAGGGAGGUCCCUGCCUGCUGUCUGGCCAGUCCCUGCUCCAGCACAGCCUAGGGACCUGACUCCAUGUCUCAGGUGCAGCCCUGGGCCGCCACCUGGUGGGGCAUCUUGGUGUUCGCUGUGUAAAUGAGGCUCUGGGAGCCCCAAGGCAGCCUAAAUGGGUGAGCACCUGUUGCUGUGUCCUCCUGGGCGGGGCGCAGGGAGACAGACAUAGGCUGCCAUGGCAGUUGGGGGAGCCCCGGGAGGAGGUGACGGCUGGAUGACAAGGGGGUGUGAAGGGGUGUAGAGUGGUGUGUAGGCAUGUGGCCGGGCAGCGGUCAGGCUCCAGUGCGGAGGCCUUAACGUGGGCAGAGGAGCUCGGGUGUGAAGAGAUGGGCCAGCGGUGACAGGGCUGGCAGGGCUGGCGGCUCAGGGCAAAGGUGGGGGUGGGUGUGUAGGGGCAUUUGGGGAAAAGUUGGCAGAACUGGCCAUUGGAUUGGUGUGGGGAGUGCAGGAAAGACCAGACUCAAGGACACUCCUAGGGUUUUGUCUUGAGCAGCUGGGGGAGACUGCCAUUUCCUGAGCUGGGGUAUGUGGUGGUGGGGGGGGUGCUGAUGUGUCUGUGCCAGGCCUGCUGGCCGUCUGGGCAGAGGUGAAAAGGCCAAGUUGUGCAGGGUGAAGGGAGCUACAGAUGCCUGGGGGCUGUACGUGGAUGUCUGGACUAGGGCUGGUGGCUUCACAGUUCCGUGGGGUGGCUCCAUCCAGGGCGUCAUAGGGGUGAGUGCAGGGAGUGGGGGGGGGAGGGGCAGUGGGUGCACUGUUGCAGAGCCUGGGGUAGAUGCCGGUGGCCAGGACAGGACGCGGAAUGACUGCCUCGACACACGGGGUCUGGAUGGACAGGUGGGGAGGAGAAGGGGCCCAGAGCAGACGUCAAAACCCCAAGGCAUCACCACCGUCCCCAGGCGUGCAGGGAUGUGUGGGCCCCAGGGGCUGCACAGGUCUUCAUCCAUCCCACAGGUGGCUUUGGGGCCCAUGUGCAUGCCCCCACAUGGAGGAUGACCACAGCCAGCUGUGAUCUCUGCAUUGGCCUAAGUCCCACUGGAACUUGUUCAGAGCGGGCAAGUACAGGGCACCUACCCCCUUGGCCCUGCAGCCUGCUCUGAAUUGGUGGCUCCUGGGCAGCCAGUCCUGGAACAGAGGGAGAGCCCCCCAGCUCCUGUAGCGACAUCCCUUUGUUGCAGCUCUGUCAUCUAGUUGUCCCUGUAUAAUGCUGAGUUCCAGGCUGGGCCACCUGCCUUGCAUAGCAGGCAGGGUCCCUAGCAGACGGGAGCCCCCUCCCAGCCUCUGCCCACAUGAAGUGGAGGCUGAUGGGUUGGGAUCAGGCCUGGGCGGAGAGUGGUGGGGGGAUGCCAGCUGCCUGGGAGAAGGUGGACGUGGGGGCCUACCCUGGGUCUCCAAGGAUGCCACCAGGCACCAGCUGACCACCUAAGGAGGCUUCGUCACUGCCAGAGAUGUGCUCAGCAGUCCUGGGGGCGUCCAGGGUUUUGCCAGGACACGUGCCCACCUUCAGAGGGGACUCUGGGCACAGAUGGGUCAUCCCACCUAGGGGAGGGACUUGUUCUGGGGAGUGUCCUUGCUGGGUGUCAGGGGAGGGCAAAGGGUCUGCUCAAGGCGCGGCUGCUGGCCUGGGCGUCAGGUGCAUUGGCACUGCUCCUUGGGGCAGCUGGGCCAGGCCAGCAUGUUGGACCAGGAGGGCCCUUGUGAGCAGGCAGGUCCCCCUUUGAAACCUGAAAUCUGACCUUUUAUCCCAGGGUGAGCAAGCCCUAUCCCUAGGGUUGCCUGCCUGGCCCACCAGCCCUGACCUCACUGCCUGCCCCAGCCAGCAGGUGGGCCACCACAGCAGCCCCUCCAUAUGCACUCUUAUAGGUACUGACCACAGCCCACAGAGGACUGGGGCCCUGACCCCUCCUACCCUCUACCUGUGGCCUAGGCCGAGUGUAGGGGCGCCGGCUGGCAGGUGGGGUUUGCCCACAGGUACAGCCCAUGGCCUAGCUGCUCUGCCUCCCCACUGGCCUGAGCUGCUGCCCCCUCCCCCUAGGUCAGGAGAUGGGAAGGGGGGCUUCCACAGUGAAGUUCCUCGGCAGGAGCUAAUGCCUGUGUAUGCACCCCUACAUGUGCAGUGUGGGGUGUCCCUGUGUGUCUCUGUCCUGGCAUGCGAUGUGCUGUGGGGUGAGCUUGGAUUUAGAUCUGUAUCCUGUGCGGAACGUGGAGGUGGGGGACCCCAGUUGCUCCCCAAUGGGCCCUGGGCUAGAACUGCAGAGCCUGGCAGAUGUGGCCCCAGCCUAGGUGCCCACGCUGUCGUGAGUGUCCCCCCCCAUCAGAGCUUCCCUCUGAGAAUCCCUGAGGGUGGCCCCGAGGCCCAGGCAGGCCAUGGUGGAGUCUCGGUCACUGUUCCCCAGACACCCUGACCUCCAUCCCGUGCCCUCAGGCAGUGGGAGGCCGGCACUUGUCCUGCAGUUCUGUGCAGUCCCAGUCGUCACUAUUCGGGAACAUGGAGUCAUCCCACAUAGGGGAGGGGCUUGUUCUGGGGGAGUGCCCUUGUUCAGUGGGUGCUCACGGUGGGUGAGCUGGCUGUUUGGGCCCAGGGCCAGGUGCAGGCCUGGCCACGCGUGGAGCCUUCUCAUCCCGUCCUUCCUGGAGCCCUGCGUUGGUGGCAGCCCACGGGGCAGAGUCCACAGAGAGGCUUGAAUGAGGGAGGUCCUCUCUGUAUCUGACUCAGGCAGCCACUCCAGAGAGCCAUCCCCACUGGCUGUCCCUGACAGUCACUCCCGUCCCCACUCUGCUGCCACCCAGUCACCAGUGGCCUCAAGGUCCUUUCAACUUUGUCCACCUUGAGCUGGCUGUCUGCCGCCCUGCCCAUUCAGCAGCUCUGUGGGCACCAGCCCCACCAUGCUCUGAGCCUGGCCUGUGCUCCUGCCUCUUCCAGUGCUGACUACCUCCUGGGUCUGCUCCCCACCUGUCCCACUCAUGCCACCUAAAUGGGGUUGCAGAUAGGACCCCUGGAAGGUAGGGUGCCCCUCCCUGGAGGAGAAGUAGAUGCUGGAAAGCCCUGAAGACAAAGGUCUACUAAAGUCUUGUCUGGACUUAGUCAAGCCUGCCCCCACAGGCACCUCCAGGUCUGAGUCCAAACCUAAGCCAUGCCAAGUCCCCCUGGGGCCUCAUAGCGGGCAGCACCACCCUCCACUGGCAAGGUCAGAAGUGCGUGGCGCCUGCCUUAGCCCUAUGCAGUUAGCAGUCCCUUGGCCUCCUCUUCCUACCAUGCCCUGGUCUGUGGGGCAGCAGCGCCUCUCCUGUCCACUUACCCCAGCUGCACCUGUGGGGUGGGGAUGGGGCUGCCCUGCAGAGUUGUGCAGUCGUGCUAGACGCUGAGCUCUGGGUCCACUCCGGCACGGCCGGCCACAUCAGAGACUCAGCCUCACUGGAGGUGCGUUGGCAUUUGCCACUUGAGCUGCCCCAGCAGAGGCCACGCUCAGGCGGCACUACCGGGAAAGGGGCAGAUGAACGCACACCGCCGCCACCGCCACCCUCUAGGAGGGCACAUGCCCCGAGACAGGUCCCGGUUCUCUGCUCCCUAACACUUCGUGGAACCCAAUGUUCCGGAAUAGUGAAGAUUUGGACUGCACGGAAUCGCAGGAUGAGUGCCAGCCUCCAUCUGCGUCCCCGACAGGCCCACUCGCUUUUUAUGACAAGUUCUUCCCAGAUUGUCCUGGGGCACGCGCUGGGGCUGCCCCGCCUGGGGGAACCCUGGACUUCUGCGGCACCCACCUGGCUGAGAAGGGCGGGGCCGGGGAGCGAAUCGGCUCCCGCCCCCACAGGCAUCAAGGCUGCCCCCGUUUCUUAGAGGGCUGAGGACCCCCUCGCCCCACAGGACCGUAUAGACGGGCACGAGGGGCGCCCAUCGCCGCGGGAUGGACAAAGAGGACAGAAUCCUGGGGCCGCCGUUGGCCGGGGAUCCAAGCUUCCUGCCCCACCUGCGCUGCCCGGAUCCCCCGCGCCUCGAGGGGCUUAAGAAGCCCUGCUCUCCGCCUGGCACCCCUG
Loxodonta africana (African savanna elephant) is the source of this 7602-nucleotide messenger RNA. RefSeq names its product BRF1 RNA polymerase III transcription initiation factor subunit (gene BRF1). Gene Ontology annotation, biological process: transcription by RNA polymerase III; transcription preinitiation complex assembly; DNA-templated transcription initiation. NCBI's taxonomy places the organism in Eukaryota, Metazoa, Chordata, Mammalia, Proboscidea, Elephantidae. The record is from RefSeq and is a predicted model, not a curated record. The coding region runs from base 1 to 2160 and encodes 719 amino acids. Gene Ontology annotation, cellular component: nucleus; transcription preinitiation complex; transcription factor TFIIIB complex. Gene Ontology annotation, molecular function: RNA polymerase III general transcription initiation factor activity; TBP-class protein binding; RNA polymerase III type 3 promoter sequence-specific DNA binding. The transcript is spliced from 18 exons.